Cololabis saira (Pacific saury) is the source of this 10631-nucleotide messenger RNA. RefSeq names its product neurobeachin-like 2 (gene nbeal2). Gene Ontology annotation, biological process: intracellular protein localization. The record is from RefSeq and is a predicted model, not a curated record. Gene Ontology annotation, cellular component: cytosol; membrane. NCBI's taxonomy places the organism in Eukaryota, Metazoa, Chordata, Actinopteri, Beloniformes, Belonidae. Gene Ontology annotation, molecular function: protein kinase binding. The coding region runs from base 392 to 8881 and encodes 2829 amino acids. The transcript is spliced from 55 exons.
ACUCCUGCUCGCUGACUCAAACACGCGUCGUGGAGCGGGUGGCAUCUCUUCCGUGGGAACGCUCUCCAAUAGGAGCCAUCCAGCGACGAGCUCGCUCGAAAUGCGGACAUGGGUGUUCCUCUGGCCAUGUAUUUACACGCAUUGUGGUUCCGGCGUUUACAGUUUGGGCAUUGAUCUCGCCGUGGACGCAUUUUUUUCUGCCCGUCACUCUGAUAACUUCACAGGCGUCUGAGACUGAAAACACUUUUUUUUUUUUUCCUUUUGGACGCGUGCCCUGUGGAUUUGCACGGGGAUGGUUCGCAGGAGCGCGCCGCGUCCCCCUGCGUUUAGGAGACAACUUCACACUCACAGCGCCGCUUUUGGGGCUUUGCAAAAGAAAUAAAGGGAGAUAAUGAGCAGCCACCCCGGAGGCGGCGGAAUGGCAUCGAAAGAAAGGCUGUAUGAGCUGUGGAUGUUGUACUACACAAAGAAAGACCUGGGAUACCUGCAGCAGUGGCUGGAGGCAUUUGUGACUUCCUUUGAGAGGCUCAUUGAUGUGCACUCGCUGGAGCCUCGGAGACUGGAGGAGGGGGGCUCUGAGGUGCCCUUGCUCCCCAGGGAGGUCCUGGUGUUCCUCAGCACACAGCUAUGGCACAGCGCGCUCCACCUCUCCAGCGCCGCCGAGCACAACGGCAACACGCCACACCCACUGCUCCUCAUCAAGUUCUUCAUCAUUGUUUGCAGGAAUAUGGAGAACAUUGACCCAGAAAAGACCCCUAGUUUUGUUUUUGAAACUAUAAAACUUUUGAAUUUCUGUUUGGACCAGAUAAAGAAGGGACAGGGGGAGAAGUCAUCCCUGCAGCUGGUUGUGCAGUAUGGACUCGUGCUUUGUGAGAGUCUGUUUGACCCUUAUCAGACAUGGAGGAGACGCCUGGCAGGGGAGGAGGUCAGCUUGCUGGAGAGGAACAAAUAUAAGUUCUCACCGCUAGCCUUGCCAGAAGAGCUUCCUGCUCUGUUCCACGACAGUCUCCAGGAAAGUGAGCUGAUCCCAGAGCUCCUUACAAUCAGACUGGUUCAUCUCCAGGGGGCCGUCAUCAGCGGAGGGAAGAAAAAUGCUCUACUGUCCAUCAGCCCUCACUCUGUUAUGGACCUGUUCUCUGUUCUGCGGGGCUGGUGCUGCAGCUACUCCCCUGAACCCAAGAGCACCAAACUCCCACGGCUGACUCUGCAGUGCCUGACAGCAACCAUCCAUCUUCUACACUGUAGCAGCCCUGCAGAGCGGCAGGUGGAGAUCAGGACGAUACUAGAGAGCUACUUCCAGCUCCUCAACUGGAAUCGUCCGCUCAGCAGUGAACAGGAAAAAAGAGAAAGCUGGGAAGACAAUCUGAUCUCGCUCCAGCGUCAAAUGUUAACUGCUGUCCCUGAGAUCCUGCAGUGCUCUGACAGACCGGCCCUGCAGGCCGUCUUCCUCAACAACAACUGCUUUGAGCACAUCCUCAGACUCAUUCAGAACAGCAAGCUCUUUCAGAGCAACAGGCGUAGGCCAGAGCAUGAGGUUGUGUGUGACCUCACUACGCAUUUACUCACAGAUGUCGAAGUGGACCAGGUGUGGGAGAAAGGAUCAGACAGUAUUACUGUUCACGCCUUGGGGGUCCUCACAUCCAUAAUGAGUAACUCCCCUUCUGCAAAAGAGGUUUUCAAGGAGAGGAUUGGUUACUCCCAAUUGUUUGAUGUGCUGAAGAGUCAAGGUCAACCCACCAAAAGGUUGCUGCAGGAGCUGAUGAACAUGGCAGUGGAGGGGGAGCACGCCCAUGCUCAUCACCUGGGCAUUAGCAACGACCAGCCUUUGCUGCUGCUGCUGCAGUGGCUGCCUGACCUGUCCUGUCAGCGGGACCUGCAGCUGCUGGUGGCCCAGUGGCUGGCCGCUGUGUGUGGGGGUUCCCUGUCCUGUCGCACUGUGGCUGUUGAGGCAGGCAUGGUUGGGGCUUUGCUGCAGGUGCUGUCACAUCCCCAGAGUCUGGACAGGCAGUGUGCAGACGCCCUGCUGGGCCUCCUACAGGACUUAGGCUCCUGCUGUCUGAAACCAGAAGAGCUGAAGAACAUCUUAAGACUCCUCAGGGUGGAUCAGGACAACGGUGCAGAGUCAGGAAGGCUGCACCCCUACUGCACACGGAUCAUACGCGUGCUCUCAGCCAUGGCAGCCAGAGAAGGCAAAGACAGUGCUUUGCAAUAUUUUGAUCUAACGCCGCCGAUGGCAGGUAUUAUGGUGCCACCGGUCCAGCGCUGGCCAGGCAGCGGGUUUGCCUUUCAUGCUUGGCUCUGCCUCAAUAUGGACUUCCCAUCUUGUCACUCGGAUUUCUCUAACAACCGUAAAACUCCAUUCAAUUCUGGCACGGGGGCUCACCACGACAUCGGAAAAGGACCUCGGAGGAAGCAGCUCUACAGUUUUUUCACAGCAAGUGGAACUGGGAUGGAGGCUUUCUUCACUAUGGAAGGCGUGCUGGUGGUGGCUGUUUGCACUAAGAAAGACUACAUGGCUGUCGCUUUGCCAGAAUACCCACUCGCUGACUCAAGCUGGCAUUCAGUUGCUAUAGUUCACAUCCCAGGCCGUCGCCCAUUUGGUCAGAAUUUGGUCACGGUCUACAUCGAUGGAGAGCAGCGGAAAACAGCUCAGCUGCGUUUUCCCUCUUUCAGCGAGCCCUAUACCUCCUGCUGUAUCGGCUCUGCGGGGCACCGGACCACUACCACCACCACCUCCCCAAACCUUCUCAUGUCUUUCACAUCCUGCCCAUCACCUGAAUUUGCCUUCCCAACUCACGCUCCUUCCCUCAUCCGUUCCCAGUCCUUCCCAGCCUCCUUUGCAGCAGGACGCUGGGGGUCUUUGGGAGACUCCCCUGUGCACACCAUUCCAGCGGGACUGCAGGACACAGAGUGGGGGUCACCUACAUCACUGGACGGGCUCCUGGGCACCGCCUUCAUCUGCCAUGAGGCUAUGCAGCACAUGCAGGCGCGAGCUCUAUAUGCCGCAGGCCCUAAUCACGUUUCCUUAUUCAAAGCGGAUGGAGAGUUAUCUGAUCUCAAUGGCAAGCUUCUACUAUACUACACUCCACAGGCAUUUAAGAGUCAGAUAUGUCUGGACUUGGCUCCUAAUCACCAAUAUGAUGGCAGACUUACUGGACAUAGAGUGGUGAACUGGGACAUCAGGGAUGUUGUAAAUGUGAUUGGUGGUAUUGGGGUUUUGGUGCCGCUGCUUCAGCAAGUGUGUGAGGCUGAGCAGGUUUCUAAUGGCGGUCAGGACACCUCAGACUUGCUGGGACCGGAGCUCACUUCCUCCAGAGGCCCUGCUGCUAUGCUGCUGCCUCUCAACAAAUCUGCUGAGGGCCGACUAGAGAGAAACAGUAUUGCUGCUUUCCUGCUGAUGGUGAAAAACAUGAUUCGUCAUCAUCCUGUCAAUCAGGAGAGUCUGUUGCAAUGUCAGGGGCCAAGCGUCAUGGGUGCCAUGCUGAGCAAGGUCCCAGGCAGCAUGAUGGACAUGAACGUGUUGAUUGCGUGUCAGCUGCUGCUGGAGCAGGUUUUCAACGAGGGCCACAGCUUACUGCUGCAGCAGCUCUACCAGCACCUGCUGUUUAAUUUCCGCAUCUGGACUAAAAGCCACUUUGCUGUUUGUUUGGCACAUGUGCAGUACCUGUCAUCUGUGAUAAACAAGAGCAAGCAGCGCAUGAAGAGGAAGUAUGGAGUUCAGUACAUCCUGGAUACCAUUCGGACCUUCUAUAGUGUGGAGAAAGAUGGCAGCUCCCUGUCUGACGAGAAGCAGACGAUUCAGACGUCUCUGUUUGCCUUGCUGAAAGAUUUUCUCAAGUCUCCGACGUCCGAGGAGCUUCACAGUGUCCUCGCAUACAUAAUAACCAUCAAGGAGGAGCAGCAGGUGGUGAAGGCCUUGGAUGUGCUCUAUGAGCUGCUGAGGAGCAGCCCUCCUCGUGAGCACGUGCAGAAUGUGCUGUUGGAGUGGGGCGUGGAGCAGCUUUACUGCUUGCUGCUCACGCCGAGCUUUGGAGAUGAGGCCAGAGAGAGAGUGUUCAGGGUUUUAUACAAAAUUCUCAAGAGUGAGAAGGUGUCUGAACGCAACAAGCAGCGCAUUAAGCUGAAGGAUUUGGGCUAUCUGGGCCUUGUUUGCUCCAUUGAAGACAUUCCUGUGACUAUGACCACCGUUCGGUGUCUGUACGAGCAGGUCCUCGCUACAGAUGCCAGCCCAAACUUCAGAGACCUCCUGGCCGUGGCCUGUCUGUCCCAUCGGGCUGAGCUCACGGUACGACUGGACGUCUGCCGCAAGCUCUUCCAUCUGAUCUACUCCAACGAGGAUUACGUGAGGCAGCUCGCCAAGCAGCCGGGCUGGCAGGAUGUUCUGACCAAGCUCUACGUGAAAGAGUCCUACGGGUCACACAUCGCCAGCAUCGCAGACUCUGGCACUCACGGCUCUUUUCAACCAAAUCACAGACCGCCGCUGCGAAGAGAUCAGUCCAUAGUCAUCGAGGACGCACGCACGGACAUCUUCCUGAGCUACCGCAGCUCUCAGGACAUGGAAGAGGAGGAGGAGGACGACGACAACGGCGGUCACCGCGACAUCUCUGAGGGAUUCUCCGACUUGUCCCAGUCGCCUCCCAGUGGAGGUGGAGGCCCGCUGAAAAACUUCACGGAUUCCCAUCACUUUAAGUCGUUCGAUUCAGUGGACCAGGAGAGCAACUUGUCCUCCAUCUCUAAUGCAGUAGACAUUACUCCGUCUCGUCCUGAAGACGAGGGGCGAGACUAUCAGCCGCUCUCUCCCUUUGGGACAUCGCCCUUUGAUUUGGAGUUGGGAGGCGUGGGGGAGACGGGCACACACACCCCCGUGGGGAGUCAGACCAACACGCCGUCUCCUCUGGAGCACUGUAAACCAUUUCCACCGCUCAGGCCGAGGAAGAGCUCCAGUUUGUCCAACGUGCUGGAUGAUGCCAGCUAUGGGACAGAUCCCCCCACUGGAGAUACAAUCUCCAACACAUCCAACCCUCAGCAGACUCCCGAAGAAGAGCUGUGCAACCUGCUGACCAACAUCGUGUUCUCCGUGCUGUGGAGCGGCAGAGGUGCUGAGGGAGCCGAGGACGUGGUGUGGAGGGAGAGGGGGCAGGUGUUUUCUGUUCUCACCAAACUGGGCUCCUCCUGCCAGCUAGUGCGCCCCCCCGAUGAAAUCAAGCGCAGUCUUUUGGAAAUGAUGCUGGAGUCAUCGCUGUCGGACUUGAGGGAUGCCCAGGGAGUGUCUCUGCCUUUCUGCCCGAGCCUGGUCCGGCUGCUCAGGCUGCUGCAGGACUUCCUGUUUGCCGAGGGCACAGACAACCGAACACUGUGGAGCGAAAAGAUCUUCGAGGGAGUUGUGAACCUGCUGGACAGGUUACAGGCUUGGCAUAGCACUCCUGGCAGUCCUGGAAACACCGAGCUCAAAGAGAUGGCCCAGAUAGGCCUCCGUAUCAUCACAGGAUACAUCCAACAGCAGAACUCCCAGGUGUGUGUGAUGGCAUGUUUGAAGCUCCACAGCCUUCUCCAGACGGUGCUGUGUCUGAGCUGGGAGGAGGUGUGUUUCCUGCUGGGGCAGCUCGGCGCUCCCUUGUGGCCGGGAGGGGUAAUGGACGGUACCAACUGCAGCCAGUCAGAAACAUUCUCCCAGCUAGUGCCCAUAGUCCGCACGCUGCUGGACCAGCACGCCGACCCCGUCACCCUGCAGAGCCUCCUCCCAAACCUGCCCAUCACCAACGGCAGCACCACCUUUGCUCAGGACCUGAAGGCUUACUGUCACAUGCUGGAGUGGCAGAGCUUUUACCAGCAGCAGUUUUUUAUUAAAAUAUCUCUCCAGGUGAAGCCCACCAUGGAGCAGUACGAGCUGGACACCUUCGGGAGAAGCCACGACAUCAUGUCCAAUUUCUGGAACUCCUGUUUCGAUGACCUGAUGAGCACAGCAAUCAAACUGGAAAAAGACAGAUCUGACAGCAAAUCAAAGUUUCAGGAGAUGAUUGUAGAUCCCUACCUGAAGAGAGUUCGGAGUGAGAACAGCCGGUACCUGAUCUGGCAGAAGCAGAUCUCCAGCCAGCAGGGGGCGGUGUGGCAGCACUGGAGGGCCCUCCGCAGGCUCUUUACCAGUGACAGAGGAGCCUGGGCCAAAAGAGUUCAGCCAGAGGUGAAAUGGAAGUUGUCCAAUGCAGAGACGUAUUCAAAGAUGCGUCUCAAACUUGUGCCCGACUAUAACCAUGAUCCCCACAGUGAGGCCAGCGCCUUGAGGGACAACAUGGGAGCUGAGAGUCCCCGCAGCUCAGAACCACUCCCAUUGGCUGUUGCUAAGGAAGCAAAAGUCAGCGACAUGGAGGAUGAUCAAUUAGGGGAAGAGGACCUGGUCUUUCUGGAUGACAAAGCGGAAGGAGAGGACGAGAGCCAGAAAGAAAAGCUGGUCCUCUCUGAAGACUGUGAGCUCAUCACCAUCGUGGCGGUCGUCCCGGGUCGUCUGGAGGUCACCACACAUCACCUGUACUUCUAUGAUGGCAGCAGCGAGAAAGAAGAGACUGAGGAGGGGGUUGGGUUUGACUUCAAAAGGCCGCUCUCUCAGCUCCGAGAGGUUCAUUUGAGGCGCUACAACCUCCGACGGUCUGCACUAGAGCUUUUCUUCAUCGACCAGGCUCACUACUUCAUCAACUUCAGAAAAAAGGUACGAAACAAAGUGUACUCAAGGAUCCUUGGGCUGCGACCUCCAAACCUGUUUUACUUCGGCUCUCGCUCUCCACAAGAGCUCCUGAAGGCCUCUGGCCUCACUCAGAAAUGGGUGUGCAGAGAAAUCUCCAAUUUUGAGUAUCUGAUGCAGCUAAACACCAUCGCUGGACGCACCUACAACGACCUGUCGCAGUAUCCCGUGUUCCCCUGGGUGCUGUGUGACUACACAUCUCCCACUCUGGAUCUCAAUGACCCCUCCGUUUUCCGAGACUUGUCCAAACCCAUAGGUGUGGUUAACCCCCGUCAUGCGCAAAACGUCAGAGAGAAGUAUGAGAGUUUUGAGGAUUCAACAGGCACCAUUGACAAAUUUCACUAUGGCACACACUACUCUAAUGCAGCAGGAGUCAUGCACUACAUGAUCCGCAUGGAGCCAUUCACCACCCUGCAUAUCCAGCUGCAGAGCGGCAGGUUUGACGUCGCAGACCGUCAGUUCCACUCGGUGGCGGCAGCCUGGCAGGCUCGCAUGGAGAGUCCUGCUGACGUCAAAGAGCUCAUCCCGGAGUUCUUCUACUUUCCAGAAUUCCUGCAGAACAUGAAUGGGUUCGACCUGGGGCAUUUGCAAAUAUCUCAGGACCAAGUGACAGAUGUUGAGCUGCCUCACUGGGCAACAUCAAGGGAGGACUUCAUCAGAAAACACAGAAAAGCCCUGGAAUCCGAACACGUGUCCAGUCACCUCCAUGAGUGGAUUGACCUGAUCUUUGGUUGCAAGCAAAGAGGAGAAGAAGCUGUGAAUGCUCUAAAUGUCUUCUACUACUGCACAUAUGAGGGUGCAGUAGAUCUGGAUGCCAUUGCCAACGAGAACGAGCGUAAAGCCCUGGAGGGAAUCAUCGGCAACUUCGGACAGACACCCUGUCAGCUCCUGAAGGAGCCUCAUCCUCCUCGUAUGACGGCUGAAAACGUUUCGAGGCGCCAGUCCCGCCUGGACACCAUCCCUGCAAACAUCUUUGAUAACCUCAGCAAACUCCGGCCAUUUGUAGAGGUGGUAAGCGAUGGCCUUUCUCUAGUCCAAGCAGUGGUACCGAAGAACCAGAAUCGCUCCUUUAUCAUCCAGGGCUCCGACAUCCUGGUCACUGUGAGUUCAACUGGUUUGAUCGGGACACACAGUUGGCUUCCGUAUGACAAAAACAUCGCCAAUUACUUCACUUUCACUAAAGACCCAGCAAUGAGUAAUCCCAAGACUCAGCGCUUCUUGAGUGGGCCUUUCUCUCCUGGAGUGGAAAUCAGCUCUCAGGUGUUGGUGGUGUCCAACGAUGGUCGUCUGCUGUUCAGCGGGGGACACUGGGACUGCAGUCUCCGGGUCACUCAGCUAGGAAAAGGAAAGCUGGUGGGCAGGAUCUGCCGGCACAUUGACGUCGUUACUUGCUUGGCUCUGGAUCUCUGUGGCAUCUACCUCAUUUCUGGAUCAAAGGACACUUGCUGUAUAGUGUGGCAGGUUUUACAGCAGGGUGGGUUCUCUAGUGGCCUGUCUCCUCGGCCGGUCCAGAUUCUCUGUGGACAUGACCAAGAAGUAACCUGUGUGGCCAUCAGCACCGAGCUGGACAUGGCGGUCUCAGGAUCAAAGGACGGAACAGUUAUCGUGCACACGGUGCGACGUGGCCAGUUCCUGCGAACGCUGCGGCCUCCUGGCAACAGCUGCGUCCCUGCACACAUUUCUGACGUCCAGGUAGGCAUGGAAGGCCACGUCGUGGUGCAGACGUCUCAGAAGGAGAGCUCCAACAGGAAGGGCAAGUACUCCAUUCAUGUUUACUCUGUCAACGGCUGCCUGCUUUCCUCUUUUACCACGGAGGAGCAGAUCACUGCACUGCACCUGGUGUCUGAAUACAUCAUCCUAGGGACCGUGCAGGGUAGCCUUCACAUCCGAGAUUUAUACAGCCUGGAUGCUUUGGCGACACCCCUGGCCUUAAGGGUUGCUGUGAGGAGUGUGUCUGUCACCAAGGAGUACAGCCACAUACUCGUGGGACUUGAAGACGGGAAGUUAAUUGUGGUGGGGGCUGGGAAGCCAGAGGAGGUUCGCUCAGGACAAUUCUCCCGUCGCCUGUGGGGCUCAACACGCCGCAUCUGUCAGGUGUCAUCAGGAGAAACCGAAUACAAUCCCACUGAGAAUGCAGCCAAAUGAGAUGAGGAACUCCGAGGACUCUGCAACUUUGCCGAAAUGAGCUCGCUAGACUCGACGCAGCCUUUCCAUAACAAACUGGAGAGCUUAAUCCGAAGCCACUGAUCUCUCUGAGAGAGCAACUUUACACUGAGCACUUUUAAAAAAAAAUAUCCUUCAAUGAUUUUUAUAUAGUAAUACAUAUUUCAUGUACACUUGUGCAGUUUUUUGUUUUUGAUCAGCAUCAUUCCAAAGAGUGGCCUUGUCGCGUUUACAGAGAAGCACUCGGAGUUUGAGGCUGUGAACUGCUGUUGGACUGCAUGAGUCAGAUUUCAGGGGAAUGACUCACUGCGAUGCACGCUCAGACUCUGACCGAGUAACGCUCCAAACUCUGGGCUUCAUGUUCUUGGCUCCUUUGUUGUCAGAGGCACAGCUGUGAUCGCUGCACUGUUGAAUGUCCUAAAGCCGUUGACUGGUUUUGGCAUAUCCUUAAAAUUCCUGGAAACUUGAAAAAAAAAAAAAAAAAACUGCAGUAGGCAUUACUCGAGAUUUCCACAUUGCAAUACUGGUAAAUACCACACGACGGAUUCAUUUGUAAAAGAAAUCCAGGGGUCGGGGGGCAUGGGGAGUCAGUGAACCGACGCUGUGUUGUGGGUUUUAGUGGUUGCCAGAUGCUUAUCUUUACACCACAAAUGCACCACAGUUAAUAAGUCUGCAUUACUUUUAGGCUCUUAGCAGUUUAAAACUGUUACAAUUAAAGCAAGAUCUGCUUUAAUGGUCAAGUAUGUGAAAUGUCUUCACUUUUUAUCCUGAUUGAGCUUAGAUGCAAUGAACCUCAACAUGAGAGCCUUCUGUUGCCUUACACACAAUAGGCCUUUAUACUGUAAAUGCUGUUUUUACUGUUAUCCACAUGCCUAUAUCAUUGUUUUAUUUGAUCAGAAAAGUGCCUUUUUAACUUUUGGGCUUUGUAUAAACCUUAAUUUCAAAUCAUUAUUUAUCUGUGGAUUCACUCUGUUUUAUUUUUGUCCCCGGAGGUCUUGUUUGAACACAGUUUACUGUGACUCAGACGUGGAGAAGAUGUUAAUGAAACCAUCAGUUAAAACUAUUGGCCGGAGGAACGUACUUGCCUGUUACUGGUGUUGUACUGUGAGACCACCUGAGGACAUGAUGACUCUUAAAUACAUGAGUAAAGUGUCUGUGAAUGAUCUUUAUAAGAAUCUGCUUCCUGUCUGUUUUUCUGUGGUGGGAAUGAGACAUAAAGUGGUUGUUUAGCUGCGUCAUAGCAGGGAAGAGAGAGAUGACUGUGUCAGUGAUGAUCUGAAGGAAAUCAAUCAAAAAAAAAAGUUUUUAAAUGUUGUGUAGUUAUUUCUGCUCUCCACCUUUUAAAAUGUAUAAAUACAUUGCUUUCAUGCUGUGUGCAAUCAUGUUUUAUGAUCAUUUGUGUGCAGUUUGUUUGCAUGCAUCUGUUCAAAAACAAAAAAUACAUUAAUAUUGCAGCUUGCUAUUGUGCAGUCGUGGUUUGUGUACUUCUUCGUUUUGCUCCAAGUGCCUGUGAACACUCAGUCGUUGUUUGACUCCCUCUAGAUUAUAUAUUUGCGGUCAUCAUAGUCAACAUCCACAACCAGAAAAGCAGGUUUAAGUGAUGCUGUGUUUAAUGUGUUUCAGAUUUUAUGUUUGAAAGCCCUGAUCCUAUUGAAUGCUUUAUGUUGUGGCCACCACUGCCUUGAAUUUGAACUACCAUAGUGAUUGUAUUGUUCUGGGAAUAUUUUGACAA